Messenger RNA from Daldinia vernicosa, 1997 nucleotides. RefSeq names its product S-adenosyl-L-methionine-dependent methyltransferase. Bases 127 to 1707 code for a protein of 526 amino acids. The record is from RefSeq and is a predicted model, not a curated record. Lineage: Eukaryota; Fungi; Ascomycota; Sordariomycetes; Xylariales; Hypoxylaceae. The transcript has 4 exons. Gene Ontology annotation, biological process: cellular response to biotic stimulus.
AAGGGGCAAGAAAUACUCUGAACUACCUCAAGCUUUUCCCACAAAUUCUUCUUCCAACUCUUCAAGACACAAAGAAGGUUAUCGCAAAGUCUUUCCCGGCCCUCAUUGGCUUUGCAACCUUUCACUAUGUCAAAACCUCAUAGUGUCAAUGGGAGCGAAUCCGAGUUCGAAUUCAUCGAAACUCCCAAAGCUCCCACUCCUACCUUCGAAAAGUUUGAGGACUGCGGUGUGCCAACUACAUCGUACCCAUCCAUUAAAAAUGCACCUCUCCCCGCGGAUUCGGCUGGUUCUGACACCUUCUCUAAUGUCCUGCUAUUCUCUUUGAUGGGCGGUGUCCCUCUUUGGAUGUCAUGGAAAGUCGGAGGUGGUCUAAAGACUGCUAUAUUCUUCGCCUUGUUCACCAGCAUCCCUAUUCUUGCUGGUUUCUGGCUCACUAUCUCUUCUAUAAGUCCUCGAAGGAACGAGAAAGCCAGAUACCCCGGACGGCCGAUCGAACACUACCUCACUUUCAAGAAGCAAUCUGAUAAGCUCAAGUAUCAUGGCAAGAACAAGAUCCCCCUAGAGACCUUCUACGAAAUGUACUUCGAUGGUGAUGUCGACUUCAACGGUGAUUGCCUCGAAGUUAUGGAAUACAGACAUGAUUGGGCAAGCUUCCGAUUUACCUGGGGUCUCUGCAAGUACUUCUUGUUCGGCAUGAUCCCUGAGGUUAUCAUGCACACUCGGAGUCAAGAUGAGGAACAGGUUCGUGACCAUUACGAUCGUGGUGACGACUUCUACGGGUGGUUUUUGGGCCCACGUAUGAUCUACACUUCUGGUAUUAUUUCGGACAUCAACACCGAGGAGACCUUGGAGCAACUUCAGGACAACAAGCUAGCUAUUGUUUGCGAGAAGAUCGACUUGAAGGAAGGCGAGUCGCUGCUCGAUAUCGGUUGCGGUUGGGGUACCCUCGCACGAUUCGCAAGUGUCAACUACGGUGCCCAUGCUACUGGUGUUACUCUCGGCCGCAACCAAACUGCGUGGGGUAACAAGGCUCUGCGCAACGUUGGCAUUCCUGAGGAACAGAGCAAGAUUCUCUGCAUGGAUUACCGAGAUAUCCCGGUGCCCCAGGGCGGAUACAAGAAGAUCACAUGUCUGGAGAUGGCUGAGCACGUUGGUGUUCGUAAGUUCGGUACCUUCUUGAAGCAGGUCUACGAUAUGCUCGACGAUGAUGGAGUUUUCUUCCUACAGAUUGCUGGUCUUCGAAAGCCUUGGCAAUACGAGGAUCUUAUCUGGGGCUUAUUCAUGAACAAAUAUGUCUUCCCCGGUGCCGACGCGUCAACUCCUCUCGACUUCUUCAUUAGCGGACUGGAAGGUGCCGGGUGGGAAAUCAAGGGACUCGACACGAUCGGUGUGCACUAUUCCGCAACUCUGUGGCGCUGGUAUAGGAACUGGUUGGCCAACCGCGAGAAGGUUGAAGCUAAGUAUGGAAAGAGAUGGUUCCGCAUCUGGGAAUACUUCCUUGCGUCCUCAACUAUCGCUUCUCGACAGGGCACUGCUACUUGCUACCAGAUUGUUCUAGUCAAGAACCUGAACUCGACUCACCGGGUUGAGGGUAUCCCAACCCAGUUCGGUCUAACUGGUGCUCUAAAGAAGGCCGCCUCGAAGAUCGAUUUCGGGGCGUGGGCCAAGAAGAAUGCCGACCAAUUCCCUACUUCGGCUGCCCAGUAAGAAGCAGUAAUUAAAAGAGCCGAUAGCCAGGAGACAAAGUCUACAUUAUGACAGGUGCCACUGGGGAAAGUUGAUGAAGGAGGCAGUACAGCUUUAGGUGGUAAAAGGAGAUGUGUGUAACUUAGCUAUUCAAGUAAUAGGGGUGGUAGUAUAAUGCAGACGAUAAAGUAGUAAAUACGGGGCAAAAGAAUAGCUAAAGCAGACGAACAUAAAUCUACCUGGUCGUCAACUGAUCGCUUAGGUUGAUAUUCAUACAGUACGUAACACAGGUUAAGCCGUGAAUAAAUUUU